GUGACUGCGACGCCGCAGAUGACGUGUCGGGUUCCGGGCAGAAAGCGGCUGAUGGUCGCUGUCAGGACGGUCCUCUGAUCACUACCGAACGUCUGUCCCACCGGACCCGCAGCAUCCCCCGAGAAGAGGCGUCGCUCUCCCCGCUGCGCAGCACCAUGAGCGCCCGGUCCGCCCUGCGGGGCCCCCUACUGGUUCUCUGGUUUCUGUCACAGGGGGUACUAGGGUUUUACCUCCCGGGUCUGGCGCCCGUCAGCUUCUGCGAGCCUGCGAAGGUGGGCGAAGGAAACGCGGUUCCCGACUGCAAGUCUACGAUCGAGCUGUUUGUGAACCGGCUGGAUUCGGUGGAGUCGGUCCUACCUUAUGAGUACACCGCCUUCGACUUCUGUGCGGUGGAGGCGGAGAAGCGUCCGUCUGAGAACCUGGGCCAGGUGCUGUUCGGGGAGCGGAUCGAACCCUCGCCUUACAAGUUUACCUUCAAGAAGACUGAGAAGUGCCAGCUGGUGUGCAACAAGAAAUACAACACCAACCUGCCCACGGACAAGACCUACAUGGACUUCCUGAAGAAGGGCAUGCUGCUCAAUUAUCAGCACCACUGGAUUGUGGACAACAUGCCCGUCACCUGGUGUUACGAUGUGGAGGACGGGCAGAAGUUCUGUAAUCCCGGCUUCCCCAUUGGCUGCUACGUCACUGAGGGGGGCCAGCCCAAGGACGCCUGCGUGGUCAACUCGGACUUCAGUGAGAAGGACACCUUCUACAUCUUCAACCACGUGGACAUCACCAUCCACUACCACGUGGUGGAGACCGGGGAGCUGGGGGCCCGGCUGGUGGCCGCCAAGAUGGAGCCCCGCAGCUAUAAGCACACCAACGCGGACGCCCCCGACUGCCAGGGCGGCCCUAUGUUCAUCAAAAACAAGGACUCUGGGGACAUGAAGAUACCGUACACCUACAGCAUUGCGUUUGUGGAGGACAAGAAGAUCCGCUGGGCCUCCAGGUGGGACUACAUCCUGGAGUCCAUGCCCCACACCAACAUCCAGUGGUUCAGCAUCAUGAACUCCCUGGUGAUCGUGCUGUUCCUCUCGGGCAUGGUGGCCAUGAUCAUGCUGAGGACGCUCCACAAGGACAUCGCUCGCUAUAACCAGAUGGACUCGGUGGAGGAUGCUCAGGAGGAGUUUGGCUGGAAGCUGGUCCACGGAGACGUCUUCCGGCCCCCUAGGAAGGGCAUGCUGCUCUCUGUGUUCCUGGGCUCGGGGACCCAGAUCUUCAUCAUGACCUUCGUCACCCUCUUCUUCGCCUGCCUGGGCUUCCUGUCCCCUGCUAACCGCGGGGCCCUGAUGACGUGCGCCGUGGUGCUCUGGGUGCUGCUGGGGACCCCCGCCGGCUACGUGGCCGCGCGCUUCUACAAGUCGUUCGGAGGAGAGAAGUGGAAGACCAACGUGCUGCUCACCGCCUUCCUGUGUCCUGGGGUGGUGUUUGCGGACUUCUUCCUGAUGAACCUGAUCCUGUGGUGGGAGGGGUCUUCGGCGGCCAUGCCCUUCGGGACGCUGGUGGCCAUCUUGGCUCUGUGGUUCUGCAUCUCCGUCCCGCUCACCUUCAUCGGGGCGUACUUCGGCUUCAAGAGAACGGGGAUCGAGCACCCGGUGCGGACCAAUCAGAUCCCGCGUCAGAUCCCGGAGCAGUCGUUCUACACCAAGCCCCUUCCCGGCAUCGUCAUGGGGGGCAUCCUGCCCUUCGGCUGCAUCUUCAUCCAGCUCUUCUUCAUCCUCAACUCCAUCUGGUCUCACCAGAUGUACUACAUGUUCGGCUUCCUCUUCCUCGUCUUCAUCAUCCUGGUCAUCACCUGCUCUGAGGCCACCAUCCUCCUCUGCUACUUCCACCUGUGUGCCGAGGACUACCACUGGCAGUGGCGCUCCUUCCUGACCAGCGGCUUCACCGCCGUCUACUUCCUGGUCUACGCCAUCCACUACUUCCUGUCCAAGCUACAGAUCACGGGAUUGGCCAGCACCAUCCUCUACUUCGGAUACACCAUGAUCAUGACUCUCAUCUUCUUCCUCUUCACUGGUACCAUCGGGUUCUUCGCCUGCUUCUGGUUCGUCACCAAGAUCUACAGCGUGGUGAAGGUGGACUGAAGGCCUGCUGCCCUACCUGACCAACUCGACUAAGACCGGCUUUCUGCUCCUCAUCUCUGACCCCGCCCCCCCCCCUCACCGUGACUCCUCUCACACCCUGAGCCAACCCGGUCCCCACGCUACACCGUCUCUGUUCCCAUAGCGACUGAAGACCCGGUCAGAGAGCGCCCUGACCGGAUGACGUUGACAUACAGUCGUAAUUUUGUGUGUGUGUGUGUGUGUGGUUGUGUUCAGCCUGCGGGCGCUGGUCAGUGUUUUAACUGACCAGGGCGGCGCUGGACUCGACCUCCUGAGACGAAGUCCUCCUCCUCUCCUCAGUUCUUCACGGCUCCUCUCCAGGACAGCUCCUUGCUCCCGCCCCCUACGGCAGCUCCUGGCCCUGCCCCCUACGGCAGCUCCUGGCCCCGCCCCCUACGGCAGCUCCUGGCCCCGCCCCCUACAGCAGCUCCUGGCCCCGCCCAUCUUGUCCCCGAUCCCUACAUUUGCUCC
This is a messenger RNA of Gadus chalcogrammus (walleye pollock), 2615 nucleotides long. It is a transcript of the gene tm9sf2, whose product is annotated as transmembrane 9 superfamily member 2. Bases 156 to 2126 code for a protein of 656 amino acids. Gene Ontology annotation, biological process: protein localization to membrane. Gene Ontology annotation, cellular component: membrane. The record is from RefSeq and is a predicted model, not a curated record. NCBI's taxonomy places the organism in Eukaryota, Metazoa, Chordata, Actinopteri, Gadiformes, Gadidae. The transcript is spliced from 17 exons.